Molecule: messenger RNA, 1857 nt
Organism: Megalops cyprinoides (Indo-Pacific tarpon)
Lineage: Eukaryota; Metazoa; Chordata; Actinopteri; Elopiformes; Megalopidae
Product: patatin-like phospholipase domain-containing protein 2
Exons: 9
Coding region: 116-1585 (489 amino acids)
Biological process (GO): lipid homeostasis; positive regulation of triglyceride catabolic process; triglyceride catabolic process
Cellular component (GO): lipid droplet; membrane; cytoplasm
Molecular function (GO): triacylglycerol lipase activity
Source: RefSeq, a predicted model, not a curated record
UAAACAUGAGAGGAGUUUGUACGUUUGAAAGUAAGCGUUUUUCGUAUAGGAUCUUUCAGUGAAAAGUUUUGAGAAAAGAAACGGAGUUGUUUCUUUCAGCUGUUCUUCGAGAGGGAUGUUUGAGCUAAAAGGAGGAUGGAACAUUUCUUUCGCCGGUUGCGGAUUUUUGGGUAUCUAUCACAUGGGGGUGGCCAGCUGUUUGCUGGAGCGAGCCCCCUACCUUGUUAAGGGCGCCACGAAGAUCUACGGGGCUUCCGCCGGUGCGCUUACUGCCUCGGUGCUGGCCAGCGGCGCUUCCAUAGCAAAGUGUUGUGAAGAUGUGAUAGAGGUGGCCAAGGAGGCCCGAAAACGGAGCCUGGGUCCCUUGCACCCCAGCUUUAACCUGGUGAAGGUACUCCGGACGGGGCUGAACCGUGACCUUCCGGACAACGCCCACGUGCUGGCCUCCGGGCGCCUCUGCGUCUCCCUCACGCGGGUGUCCGACGGGGAGAACGUGCUGGUGUCCGAGUUCAGCUCCAAGGAGGAGCUCAUCCAGGCUUUGGUGUGUAGCUGCUUCAUCCCAGUCUACUGUGGUCUGAUCCCUCCCUCUUUCAAAGGAGUGCGGUACGUUGACGGAGGCAUCAGCGACAACCUCCCACAGUACGAGCUGAAGAACACCAUCACCAUCUCCCCCUUCUCCGGAGAGAGCGACAUCUGUCCCCGGGACAACUCCUUCAACCUCCACGAGGUGCGCUUCACCAACACCAGCAUCCAGGUGAAUCUGGGGAACAUGUACCGGCUAACCAGGGCGCUGUUCCCACCUGAGCCCAAGAUAAUGGCUGAGAUGUGUCAGAGUGGAUACAAGGAUGCACUUCGGUUCCUCAAAGAGAACAACCUUAUAAAGCUGGAGUACCCCUCUGCCGGGCUCUUUGUGAAGGAGGCGAAACACCCGUCGCCCACCUGCUGCUGCUCUGGGGUGAAGAAUGGCCAAUCAGCGCCCGGGAAGCCUGUCGUCACGGAGACCACCAGGGAGUGGCUGCUGCGGAGACUCCGCCUCCUGAGAAAGCGGCACUGGUGGCUGGACGAACAGAUCAUCGAAAACCUGCCGCCCCCUCUCAGAAAAGUGUUCUGCGAGGCCUGCAGGGAGACACAGGGCCUGUACGCCCAGGUGACAGGCCUUCUCCCGGUGCGUAUGGCCUCCUACAUGCUGCUGCCCUACACACUGCCUGUGGAGUCGGCCUACUCUUUCACUCAGAGGCUGGUGGAGUGGAUGCCGGAUGUGUCUGAGGACGUGAGGUGGCUGUUUGGGAUGGCUGGAGCAGUGUACAGGCAGGCGUGGAGAGGAGCAGUUCCAGAUGCUGCCAGGGAGACUCCGCUGAGGAAGUGCGUGACUGGGCCUCCAGCCCCAGGCCUGCGGGGGCCACGUGUGGAAAGGGAUGGACACCUCUCCUCUGUGGACCUCCCCAGCCGCUACUGGGACAUCCCCACUGCCCCACCCCUGCCCCCCACCCCUGGCUCGCCUGGGACUCCCAGUCCCACGCCCAAGCAGAUUUGUUUCUUUGUUGGCUCGCAAGAGGAACUUUACCCGACUAACGCAGGGACUUAAUGUCUUUUCCAGCAGAGAAAAGUAGUGUUGUUCUUAAGUUUUGUUCCUGGUUGGAUGAUAUUGUCUCUUAUCAGUUUUCUGUCAUCUUGCCAUCUACAGGCCUACAGCUGUGUGGAUGACUCUGACCUCUGUCUUUGCUACCACUUCCUGUGUUUUUUCAGGGACCAUAAAAGAGGGGUUUAUGGGACUGCACUGUAACGUUGGUUUAGGAAUCCUCACAGCAGUAUUAGAACAAGAUAUGAUGGUCAGACAUACGAUGAACUGAAUUUAUG